Molecule: messenger RNA, 1095 nt
Organism: Purpureocillium lilacinum
Lineage: Eukaryota; Fungi; Ascomycota; Sordariomycetes; Hypocreales; Ophiocordycipitaceae
Product: mitochondrial 37S ribosomal protein uS7m
Biological process (GO): translation; ribosomal small subunit assembly
Cellular component (GO): ribosome; mitochondrial small ribosomal subunit
Molecular function (GO): rRNA binding; mRNA binding; structural constituent of ribosome
Source: RefSeq, a predicted model, not a curated record
AUGUCUCCAAGAAUGCACAUCUGGAGCACAUGCAGGGCCCUGGCGGUGCGCACACGGCCGGCCGCGCAGCCCCGAAUCGAAACACUCCGACUAUCCACGAGGACACAGACCCGACUUUAUGCCGACGAUGCGACGCCCAAGUCUACCAAUGCCACUGGCUCUGCACCCAAGGUGAACGUCGGUCCAGCUGGAAGUGGUGUUGGCAAGGCCAGUUCUGGGGAGACGGCACAGAAUGCGCAGGAGCCCCUGAGCCAAGGCGCUUCGGUGAAGGCUGAAGACGUGCCUCAGGACUCACAUAUCAGUGCAUUGGAUGAUGCGGCACUGGAGCAGAUCUUAUACGGCGGCCGAACCGUAACGAGCGAAACGCAAGGCGGCUUGACUGCAGCACAGGAGGAGGCACUGUAUCGCGAAGGCACAAUACCUCCGCCAGCCCUGGCCGAGGCUAUGUUGUCAAAGGCGCAAGUCCAAAGCUCAUCGCAGGUGCCCGCGGUGAGCAGCAACGAGCUGGAGAACCCGGGUCAUAAGUUCGGCCUGCCGAAGAAGCCGUACCCGGAGGGCUUCAACAUGAAGCAGCGCUACCAUCCCGUGCUGGAGCAAAUCACGAGACUUCUCAUGCGGGAUGGCAAGCUCAGCGUUGCUCAAAGAAACAUGGCAAUGGUCAUGAACUUUCUGCGGACGGCUCCCGCUCCGAUCUACAGCCCCAAGUUCCCGCUCCUGCCGGGAACGCCGCCGGCGUCCCACCUGCCGCUGAACCCCAUCCUCUACAUCACAAUCGCCGUCGACUCGGUCGCGCCCCUGCUCAAAGUGCGGAACAUUGCAGGUGCUGGCGGCGGCGGCCGCGCGCUCGAGAUGCCCAUGCCUCUUGCAGUGCGGCAGCGGAGGAGAAUGGCGUUCCAGUGGAUUCUGGACGUCAUCAACAAGAAGCCGUCGAAGGGCAGCGGCCCGAAGCAGUUCCCGCACCGCAUCGCCGAGGAAAUCAUUGCCGUGGUCGAGGGACGGUCAAGCGUGUGGGAAAAGAGGAGGCAGGUUCACAAGCUCGGCACGGCGGCUCGAGCCAACGUGUCCAAGAAGCUCAAGCUCAAGAAGAAGAAAUGA